Puma concolor (puma) is the source of this 921-nucleotide messenger RNA. RefSeq names its product solute carrier family 25 member 47 (gene SLC25A47). Gene Ontology annotation, cellular component: mitochondrion. NCBI's taxonomy places the organism in Eukaryota, Metazoa, Chordata, Mammalia, Carnivora, Felidae. The record is from RefSeq and is a predicted model, not a curated record. Gene Ontology annotation, molecular function: transmembrane transporter activity. Gene Ontology annotation, biological process: transmembrane transport.
AUGGAUUUUGUCGCUGGAGCCAUCGGAGGAGUCUGCGGUGUUGCUGUGGGCUACCCCCUGGACACGGUGAAGGUCAAGAUCCAGACAGAGCCCAAGUACAGGGGCAUCUGGCACUGCGUCUGGGACACGUAUCGCCGAGAGCGGGUGUGGGGCUUCUACAGAGGCCUCUCGCUGCCCGUGUGCACCGUGUCCCUGGUCUCGUCCGUGUCUUUCGGCACCUACCGCCAUUGCCUGGCACACAUCUGCCGAUUUCGGUAUGGCAGCACGGACAUCAAGCCCGCCAAGACUGACAUCACGCUCUCGGGAUUUGCCUCCGGCUUGGUCCGCGUGUUCCUGACCUCGCCCACCGAGGUGGCCAAGGUCCGCCUGCAGACGCAGACGCAGCAGCGGCGCCCCUCGGCCUCGUGGCCCUCGGCCGUGCCCCCCGUGUGUCCCGCGCCCCCCGCGAGUUCGGGCCCUGGGCCCAAGUACCGAGGACCUCUGCACUGCCUGGCUACGGUGGCCCGUGAGGAGGGGCUGCGGGGCCUCUACAAGGGCAGCUCGGCCCUGCUCUUCAGGGACGGCCACUCCUUCGCCACCUACUUCCUGUCCUACACCAUCCUCUGCGAGCAGCUCACCCCCACGGGCCGCAGCCAGCCAGAUGUGCUGGGCGUGCUGGUGGCCGGGGGCUGUGCCGGGGUCCUGGCUUGGGCCGUGGCCACACCCAUGGACGUGAUCAAGUCGCGCCUGCAGGCGGACGGCCAGGGCCAGCGGCGCUACCGGGGCCUCCUGCACUGCGUGGUGAGCAGCGUUCGGGAGGAGGGGCCGCGGGUCCUCUUCAAGGGGCUGACGCUCAACUGCUGUCGUGCCUUCCCCGUCAACAUGGUGGUCUUUGUCACCUACGAAGCCGUGCUGGGGCUCACCCGCGGCCUGUCCACCUAG